CAGGGCCAGGCAAUAGUGCUUGGUAGUUCUGUCUUUCAUGUAUAAAAACUUGAAAGUCAAAUCAUGGAAAUUUACGAGUCCAACCUCCGAAGUGUAUAUUUUUCCCACUGUUGUGGCGCUGCUUUAGUCUUUGUUCUUCAUUUACGAUCAUCUCUUCUGUUUUCACAAUUUUAAGCAAUUUUUUAUUCCUCCAAGCCUGAAUACUUCAUUCUUCUUCUUGUUGUUGUUAAUUCUUAUCUUCUCCGACCAUGCAUUCACAUUCUCAGAUGAAGCCCAGCUCCAAGAACCCACGGCAGAGGAGUUGGGCUGAAAUCAUGUGUUGUUUGGAUUAUUGGUCCUGCAUACAGCUCUUCUGGCCAAGAGUCGUCAUGCGCAAGUGGCUCAACAUCCCCGCCAAAGAUUCCGAUUACAGCGCCGACACGGAGGACGAAGACGACUGUGACGCCGACUCCGACACCCAAGAGUUUUAUCAACGGGGAAGAGAUUCGAGGUUUAAAGAUAUCAAAGAAGAUGAGACUGAGAGUGAUGAUGCUAUUGACGAUCUUCCAAGGGCACGAAGACGAAUGUCAGAGACUUUUAGGACACAGUAUAUAAACACAAAGGAAUUCAGAGUAUUUGCUACAACAUGGAAUGUUGGAGGACAAAUUCCACCCGAUGACCUGGACAUUGAUUGUUGGUUAGAUGUCAAUGAGCCAGCUGAUUUCUAUGUGAUUGGUCUUCAGGAGAUUGUACCAUUAAAUGCUGGGAAUAUCUUUGGUGCCGAAGAUAGCCGCCCAAUUACUAAGUGGGAAAACAUUAUUCGUGAAACACUGGAUAGAGUUCGACCUGCGAUGAGCAAGGUUAAAUCCUUCAGUGAUCCUCCAUCUCCAUCAAAGUUUAAGCCAGCUGAUGACAUCCCUGAUAUAGAAGAGGAGAUCCUACUUGAAAGUGAUAGUGAUAUUGGUGAAGAAGUCCAUCCAUUGGAUGACGAAACCAUAAAUUCUGGUGACAGCAAGGGUAUAUCAGUCACAAAUGAAAUAGUGAAUAUUGGUUCUCAAGUUCAAGAAUUUACUGAUAAUAGCAAACCAGGCAUGCCAACCGGACAGGAUUUACUGAGGCAAAGUUAUCCUGCAAAGAGAUUGAAUAGGUUAUAUAGCCUUCGGACAGAUGAUUGUUCAUUAGAUGAUGAAGCAACUUCUGGUGUCCAAUUUAAUGGCAAGUUAACCAGAAUGCUUAGUGGAUCUGAAAGGAUUGGUUUGAGCUGGCCGGAGCCUCCAUUAAACUUGCUAUCUCAGCACUUACUAGAAAGACGGAAUUCCUUUCGAACAAUGAAGUCUUUCAAAUCCCCAAAAUCUUUGAAAACGUACAAUUCUUUCAAGUCAACUGUUAAUGAUGUGCCAUCAGAAAUAGCAUUGCUUGCAGAGGUUGAUCUUGAAUCUCUCAUGAAACGAAAAAGAAGAUCAUCCUAUGUAAGGAUUGUAAGCAAGCAGAUGGUCGGGGUUUUCCUAACUGUAUGGGUUCGUAGGAGGUUGCGUAAACAUAUUCAGAACGUUAAGGUGUCUACUGUUGGUGUUGGUGUUAUGGGAUACAUUGGUAACAAGGGAUCUAUAUCUGUCAGCAUGUCUGUGUAUCAGACGCUUUUUUGUUUUGUGUGCACUCACCUGACAGCAGGUGAGAAAGAGGCAGAUGAAAUAAAAAGAAAUGCUGAUGUGCGGGAAAUACAUCGGAGAACUCACUUUCGUACGUUUUCCAGUAUUGGGCUUCCCAAGACUAUCUAUGACCAUGAAAGAAUAAUUUGGUUGGGUGAUCUAAAUUAUCGUCUUAAUUUGUCAUAUGAGAAAACACGAGAUCUUAUCUCCCAAAAGGCGUGGUCCACGUUGGUUGAGAAGGACCAGCUUGCAAAACAGCUUAAAAAAGGCCGUGCAUUUGAUGGAUGGUCAGAGGGUGUUCUAAAUUUUCCACCAACGUACAAGUAUGAGAUCAAUUCAGAGAAGUACUGUGGGGAGGAUGCAAAGACCGGGAGGCGAACUCCAGCAUGGUGUGACCGCAUUCUUUCAUAUGGACGAGCAAUGAGGUUACUGAGUUAUAGAAGGGCUGAACUUAAACUUUCUGAUCAUCGGCCAGUGACUGCCACAUAUGCAGUUGAGGUUGAGGUGUUUUCUCCUAGGAGGCUACAACGGGCCCUCACAUUCACUGAUGCCGAGAUUGAAAAUGAGGACACCGUAAUGGAUAUGGGUAUUGAUGUUGGAGUGAACUGCUUAAAAUUGGAACAGGAUAUUUCUGGUUGGGAGCGUUAAUGGAUGCGAAAAUUCGGUGCGAGUUGGUAAAACUUGUGAAAUUUCUUACGUUUACAUUUACGGGGAACAUUCAUUCUUUGGCGAGAUUAAUUUGUCAGCACUCAACAGUGAUGCAUGUUGCAGUUAGAUGUAAAUAUUGUAAGGGAUUUUGCGCAUUCGUCUGAGAGCAUAUUUAAUCGAGUUGAGUCGGGUCGAGUUGAGCUGAGUUGAGUUGAGUUGAGUCGUAGAGAGUAUAUGUUGUACAGUAAAGUUGGAUAAUUAGGAAAAGGAUCCUACCAUGGGGAUUCGGGGGAUAUUGUAAUCAUAUUCGUUUAUCGUAUAUCG
Molecule: messenger RNA, 2600 nt
Organism: Pyrus x bretschneideri (Chinese white pear)
Lineage: Eukaryota; Viridiplantae; Streptophyta; Magnoliopsida; Rosales; Rosaceae
Product: type IV inositol polyphosphate 5-phosphatase 3
Exons: 11
Coding region: 249-2276 (675 amino acids)
Biological process (GO): phosphatidylinositol dephosphorylation
Molecular function (GO): phosphatidylinositol-4,5-bisphosphate 5-phosphatase activity; phosphatidylinositol-3,4,5-trisphosphate 5-phosphatase activity; inositol-polyphosphate 5-phosphatase activity
Source: RefSeq, a predicted model, not a curated record